AGAAGGUAGUGAAGACGGGAAAAUGGCGACCGCCGAAGAACUUAUACGAAAUUUUAUGCUACAUUUGGACACGUUUUUCACGGCAGUAAUGUAAAUGUGGAUGUGAUUAUUUUUUACGUAUCGCGUUGUGUGUCAAACUCAAAAAGUAAUUAUGGAAGAAAAUGUGUCGCUACAUGAGUUGCAGCAACUACUACGAGCUAGUUUCGUGCUUGCUAUGUACCUAUCAUGAAGUUGCUGUUGCUAAUGUUAUUUGCGGUAAAUGACGCACGUCUUCGCACGUACAUUGAAUUGACAUUUAGUGGAAGAUAAUAGCUGCUUGACAGUAUGGCUUUGCACAAUCUAGUGUUUGUCGUCGAUGUGGAUUACAGAACUCGACUGGACGCCAGAAAGCAUCUAUUGAAACGUGGAAUUCUACAGAUAUUACUGCACUACGGCUACAAGUAUGGGUUUGAUAAAGUACGCUGGGGCUAUAAAUUUUUCCAGACGAAGGCUGGACGAAGUGCCAGCCUCAUAACGAGGGGGUCUGACCUUAAGGAGCUUCGCCACAAAACAUUCGAGGAUUUUGACUUAGAAUUUGAUUCAAAGUUUGACGGCAAAGAGAAUGACUUCACCCCCCAACAGAAGCAGCCAUGCAAUCAGUCUGCUUCAGUGCAAACUGCACUCAAAGAAAUCCUGCUGGACUUCCAAUGGGACCGACCAGACAUCACCUCUCCCACCAAGCUGUCCUUGAGGCCCAGAAAGGCGAGCCGAGCUGGCAAGCCUUCUCAUUCGCAGGAGGACGACCUUUCAAACCACGGGAGAAAUGUGGUGUUUAUUGUAUCAGAGUGUCCUCGAAGCUGGACACAACUGGUUGACUAUCUCUGUGCGGGAAACCUUGACAUGCAUUCAGACUUGUCUGAGAACAUUCUAUCCAAACCUGUCCAGGACAUGCUGGCCCAGAGGCAGGUCGUGCUGCAGUGGCUUGACAGCACGCCUCAUGUUCAGGACAUUCAAUGUGAGGACCAGCUUGGCUUUGACAAACUCUCUCAGGUCCUGGCGCAUGUUGGUGGCAAAGUGAUUCCAUUGAUGGGACUGUUGAGCCUGUCCUCCGUUGAGAAGACUGACGCCAGCAUCGGGAUCAAGAGCUUCCCGUUCCGGUCCAGUCUGGGAUACCUGCUGUCGUCUGAAAACCAGCACUGCCUUGCUUUUCCUGCCACAGGGGGCAUUCUCUGGCUCGAGCAAGGUGGUGUUGCACGGAGCUGUGCUAUUACUUUAGAGCCAGUGUCCCGCAGUCAGCACCCUCUCCCUCAGGGUGUGGAAGUGUGUCUGAAGGGUAUGCUACAGGACUGGGAUGUCUCUUCACUGUCACGCACCACCACAGAGUCGUGGCUGCUUCAGUGCUCCAACACAAGUGAGCCAGGAGCUGCUGCCUUCCUUGACAUCCUAAUGGAGCUGUUUGCUCAUUCUCUGUCCAUGUUUGCUGAGGUGAGCGUUAAUGGCCUGUUAUCCUCGGCUGUCCUCUCUCCGUUGGCCCAUUUUUCAGCUCUGCUCACCAUCAUCCAGCCUGCGAUCACUCGGCAUCAACAGCUUCACACCAUUGAGCCUAUAUCCUCCACCACCACAGCAGAAAUCUCUGCUGACCUUCCAGAAGUAGUGAGCAGUGUCUUAGGUGUCAUAUAUGACAUGAUGGAGCAGGAUGGUGACAGCGCUGAUGAUCAGCCAAAUGAUCAUACUGUUCCCGAUUGGGCCCAGCAGGAGCUCAGUCAUUGCCCGCUGACAGUGGGAUUGUUGGAGACAUGGUUUCCUCAUUCAGAUGACUCAGGAGUCACUUCCCAUUUAAUGGAGUCAUUGAGGUUGCUCCAUGCGGUGCCUGACCAAAGAGAAGAAGAGGACUUUCUCUCCCAUACAGAGCUGAUCAAUGACUUAGCAGAGCUGUAUCAGACAUCAAAGGUUGCUGACAACAAGAGGACCAAAAAACGAGGAACCCAACGCACGCCUGUGAAGCAGAAGAUGAAGACCAUGAGUCGCUCCUUGCAGAUGCUGAAUGUGGCGCGGCUCAACUUAAAGGCCCAGAAAAGCCAGGCUGAUGCAGAGCCAAUGGGGUCAGAGGGCAAAGGGUCUGAGAGACAGAUGAAGAAGCGUUCCAACGACAAAACAAGAGCCGGAGGAGCCAAUGUCAUCACCUUCACAAGUGAAGUCGAGUUGCUGUCUCAUCUGAAAUCCACUUAUGAGAAGGCCAUUGCAGACCAAGACUGCUCCCUCCUUGCUGGUGUUCAGCAGCUUCUGACUGCUGUGAAAACUUUCCUUGUGGGUGGACCCGAGCUGCAGGUCAAGACACUUCAGUUUUCCCAGCAGCAUCUUCUUAAGACCAGCAGAUUCAUCAGGCAGUCGUAUGGCUCCACUGCUAAUUUGGAGAGAAAAGUCAGAGAGUGCCAGCUCCAGGCAUGGCUCCGGUUGGAGUUAUGCAGACUUUUCUCCUCUGAACAGGCUGAUUGUCUGGAUGCUGAACAGAUGGCUGAAGAGGUGGCUGAAAUGUUGAGAAUUAUAUCCCUAACGAAAGACCCAGUGAGUCUCGCAAGGUUCCUUCAAGAUGAAGUCCUUCCAGUGUUUCUGACAGCCAUCCCAAGGGUUCUGGCAGACAUUUACCACAGUCUGGGCACGCAACUCCCUAAAGCCUUGGUGGCCAUUCUUCCUAUAGACUUCUUCAGCGACGAGUCAGUGGCCAAGGACAGUGUUUCCCCUUCAUCAUCCUUGGCCUCUCGAUCCGCACACAGCCUGGCUUCGAACAGUAGCGAUUGUCUGCAAGACCUGCGAAAUCGCUCUGUAAAAAAACGGAGGAGUGGGAUGCUGACCCGUCAUCGCAGUAUGACUGAAUCGUCACAGAGUUUACGCCAAAUACAGAUGCCCAAAAAGACGACACGAACUCAGUCCAAAUCAAAAGCCUGUACUGCUCCAGAAAAAACAAUCACAGUACCGCAACCUCAGAAAAAAGAAACGCAUGAAGUUACCAAGGUGAGAAGAAACCUAUUCAACCAAGAGAUGGUUUCUCCGUCCAAGAAGGCCAAACUCCCAAGGAGCCAAUCUUUGUCAACUGUGGAAGGACUGAAGCGCAAACGAUCUCAUGAGUCUGAAGAGAGGCACAGACUCAUAACAAAGAAAGUGUGUGAGACACCCCACCACAAGCAAGUGUCCAACAGGCUCCUUUAUCGACAAAAAUUGGGACGAAGCUCUGUGCCAAGUGAGGAGUGCAUUGUGGAAGAGUCACCAGUAAAACCAGCAGAGGUCAGAAGGAGCCCGAGGAUAAAGAAGUUUGCAAGGAGUCACUCGAACACUUUUUAUUCAAGUUCCCAGCCUCGUUCCCGCAACCUGGAGAGGGCGCUCUCUGCUUCCCAGCUGACGCUCAGGGAAGGAAAAAUUGAAGAUGUUAACGUGAAAAAAGUAAGGUCACCCUUGAGACUUCUUUUUGGGGCAGCUGAGUCUCCCUGUCGUCCUUCUACCUCUGCGGCAGCAAUCAGGACCACCAGGUCUCGGCUGUCCACAGACUCCAGUGUUUUUGAGAGUCCAAAUAAGACACCAGAAAAGACACAUGAAAAAUCCACAAGAGGCCUUUGUUUGAGCACAACCUCCAGAACUCCUCGCACACCAAGAACUCCCAAAACUCCACCUUCUUCCCGGGUGCGUGGUCUCUCUGUCGAGAGUCCUACUGGGAACCUUGAUAUGGCUCUGAGAGGCAGUUCCUUCAGAUCUCCCGCUAGAAAGACUUUUGUAGUAGAGUCACCCAGGAAGCAAAGUCCUUUAAGGAGUCCACUGAAGGGCAUUCUCAGGACUCCUGUCAAGACUGUGGAAUGUGCCUCUUCCUCUGGAUUACAUCUAGUUUCCAAGACUCCCAAAAAGAGUGUUACCUGGUCUCCAUCACCAACAAAAUGUCUUGUGCCAGAGGAUACUGUGACAUUUAAGGUGCCCGAGUCUCCUCGCAUGGCAUGUCGUGGUUCACCAAGAUUGGUGAGGACGCCUAACAAGUUCUACAGCCCUAUAAAAAGUCCCAGCAAAAUAAAGGAGACCCUCAAGACCCCUGAGAAGACCUGUCCAACAGCACUUAACUUUACCUGUCAGGUAAGCCUACUCAGGAUUUCACCAAAUUCAAGAAGUGCCAUUUCGCCACAGCACAAACCUCAAUCCUUUGAAAAAAUAAAAAACUUUCAGCUGGAGGCGGUGCCUUUAGAAGUUUUUCCAAGUGAAGAACACAGUCCCUUUCCUACAGCCACCUCCAGAAGUCAAACAAAGACACAGAGUCCCACUCACCAAAUGGUUACUCGCUCUGGACGAACGCCGGGUAAAAGUCCAAGCACUACAUUCACGUGUAAGCAAGCAAUGACCGCAUUAGUGGGCAAUUCACCCAUGUCUCCAGCAAAGGCGCUGAUAGUUGCUGAAACUACCAGUAUUAACUCCCAGCCUGGUGACCGUGUUACCUCAGCACUAGAUACAGACUCUCCAUCUACAUCUACCGCAAUUCUGGAAUGCAACUUGCAGUCAGAAGAGAAAAAAGCUGAAAGUUUGCUAAUGUCUCAAAGUGAGACAAGUUCUCAGUCUGAUUCACAAGUCAACACCACAAGUGAGGACAGUAUGGACAUUGUGGAUGCGUUAGUUGUAAAGACGCAGUUUAGCGGCGGCCUCAAGAUGAAAAUUAGCUUUUCCCGCAAGCCUUCAAAGGCCAGUGAAGACUUUGCAUCAGAAGUGCCUUCUUCCAAACCACACGUACAGGCACAAGGUACACCUGGUCGCAGCUAUGGCUUCAGACAGACUCCCGACCGCCAGCAGCGAGAGGCGGCUGCCCGUUUGGGCUACUCUAAUGAAUUCCAAAGGUUUUCAACUCCUAGAGGGCCUUCUCGACAGCAGCAACAAAAAGGCACGGCUACACCAAAAUCUACUUCCUAUCAAUUAGAAAUGGAAAUGGAAACCUCUGGACUUCCCAAACUCAAAUUGAAAUCCAACUCUAAGAAUGUAAGCCAUUUGGUCACCGAUGACAGUCCUCAACUGGGAGCUCAGAGCCCUUCGAUCAGCAUUAAACCUUCACCGAUAGAGAGCCCAUUGGCAUUGUUCCCCAAACACAAAGAUCCUGUUUGUGUCUCCCCAUCCCUCUGUACCCACGUCACGCCCGCCAAAAGCACACCCAGAAAAGGUGGAGCGGUUCAGACCUACAUUUGCCAGUCGUACACCCCGACACGCCAUCCUGCGGGAACCACGUCGCCCAUUGCAGUUGCAGAUGUUUUCACCCUGUCCCCGUCCCCUCAGAGUGUUGGAAAGAUAACCCCAGACAACCUGAACAGUUGGCCGCGGCGAAAGAGAGCCCACAUUGGAGGGGUUGGAGGGAAAGAACGUUGCCAGAAGGGGGAGCCACUGCUGGAGGAGCUGUUGGAGGAAGCUGAACUUGGAGUGAGCAGGUUGUCAGACAUGGAUGAUGAUGAGCCCAGCCACAAAGCUACUCCAAAACAAGCAUCUCCUCUGUCUCCUGUGGAGGACUGGAUGGCAGCUGAUCCUCUAAGGCCUGAAGAAGAAAUAAUGGGGACAGCUGGAAGUGGAGACGUCAAGUCCACAGCAGCGACUCCUCCUCACUCAAAGGUGAGGAAGCCAGUGACAGCGAGUGGGAUUUUUGCCCUCACUCAGUCUCCACUGCUCUUCAAGGGCAAACCAGGGUCUUCAAGCAAAAGAACACCACACCGUCAAGACGAAUUGGCAAUUGAGAGGAGUUUGGAAGUCGACGUGGAGCGCUCUUCCUUCAACCAGCCCAUCAGACACUCCUGCACGGGGCGGAGCUACAGCAGGAAAAGAUUGAUUCACUGAGGCCCAACAAAGCACCAGAGCUGAAGCUUUCUUUGUCAAUUUGGGUGCUUUUGGCGGCAAUACUUCAAAUGUUUUCAUGGAACGUCUUCUCCUCCUUGCCUCCAUUUUGUUUUAAUCUCCUACACAUUAGUUUAGGAGUUUUUCCUUUUUUAAAGGGUAUUACAAUGGCCCAGUCACCUUUUUGUAUUGAGCAUUUUACUUUUCAAAAGUCUUGACUGAAUUUAUCUUCCUAAAGCUAAAAAUUUUGUCUUAUUUCUAAUUACUGUCGUUGCAUCUGUCAGUUCUGAGCCUAAUUUUGUCAGUGUUCCAAAAGUGUUUAUUUAUUAGUUGUUUUUUCAAAUCAUAAAAAGCAAUUUUAAGUCAAAGGGAAUGGUUU
Dunckerocampus dactyliophorus (ringed pipefish) is the source of this 6196-nucleotide messenger RNA. It is a transcript of the gene ticrr, whose product is annotated as TopBP1-interacting, checkpoint, and replication regulator. Gene Ontology annotation, molecular function: chromatin binding. Gene Ontology annotation, biological process: regulation of DNA-templated DNA replication initiation; mitotic DNA replication checkpoint signaling; response to ionizing radiation. The record is from RefSeq and is a predicted model, not a curated record. Lineage: Eukaryota; Metazoa; Chordata; Actinopteri; Syngnathiformes; Syngnathidae. Gene Ontology annotation, cellular component: nucleus. The transcript has 21 exons. The coding region runs from base 325 to 5820 and encodes 1831 amino acids.